Messenger RNA from Beta vulgaris subsp. vulgaris (sugar beet), 1041 nucleotides. RefSeq lists its product as uncharacterized. The record is from RefSeq and is a predicted model, not a curated record. Bases 1 to 1041 code for a protein of 346 amino acids. Lineage: Eukaryota; Viridiplantae; Streptophyta; Magnoliopsida; Caryophyllales; Amaranthaceae. The transcript is spliced from 2 exons.
AUGCGAUUGGAUUUUUUCCGCUACAAUCAAGAAACCAUCAGAGUAGAUCUAUACCAAGGCAUACUUGAUACAUUGGAAAGCGGAAAAAACAGUGCAGCUAAUAUUGGCCACAGAGUCAUAUUGCCACCUUUGUUCCUCGGAGGACCUAGAGACAUGAAAAAGAGAUAUUUAAAUGCAAUGUCUUUGGUGCAGCGCUAUGAAAAGCCUGAUUUGUUCAUCACAAUGACAUGCAAUGUAAAUUGGCCAGAGAUCAAGAAUGAGUUGGCUGUUGGAGAAGAAGCUCAGAAUCGUCCCGAUUUGGUUGCAAGGAUUUUUCGUGCCAAGCUACUAGCAUUGAAGAAACAUAUUAUGGAAAAACAAGUGUUCGGAGAUGUUGCUGCAAUUGUUUAUGUUGUUGAAUUUCAGAAGCGGGGUCUACCACAUGGCCACAUGCUCAUCAUUUUGAAGCCCGCUUUCAAGAUUAAAUGUCCGGCGGACUUUGAUAGAUUCAUUUGUGCUGAAAUCCCAACACAAGAUAAUCCUCACCUCAGGAAGAUUAUUCUUAAGCACAUGAUGCAUGGUCCGUGUGGCCACCCGAACCUUGAAUGUCCGUGUAUGAAGCAUCUAAAGAGAAAGGGGUCUUGCAAGUAUGGAUACCCAAAAAAGUUUCGCAGUGAGAUGACAAACAAUGGUGAUGGUUAUUCGAUGUACAAGAGACGGGAUACUAUUGACAGUGCUUUUAUACGCAAAGCAACAUUGGAUAGCAGAUGGGUAAUACCAUAUAACCUUUAUCUUUCAUCCUUGUUUGACUGUCAUUUAAACGUAGAAGUAUGCUCGACAAUUGAAGCAGUCAAGUACUUAUAUAAGUACGUUUACAAGGGGCAUGACAAGAUCUUCUUCAAUGUUGUGUGGAGAGGUGAGGUUGACACUGUUGAUGAGAUAGAGCAUUACCAGUCAGGGAGGUGGGUUUCUGCUUGUGAAGCUGCAUGGCGCAUUUUUGGAUUCGACCUCUUUGAAAUGCACCCAUCUGUCAUGACCCUCCCAGUGCAUUUACCUAUUUAA